This is a messenger RNA of Melanaphis sacchari, 1481 nucleotides long. RefSeq lists its product as uncharacterized. Gene Ontology annotation, cellular component: cytoplasm; nucleus. Gene Ontology annotation, molecular function: protein kinase binding. Bases 112 to 1239 code for a protein of 375 amino acids. The transcript is spliced from 6 exons. Gene Ontology annotation, biological process: regulation of mitotic spindle organization; activation of protein kinase activity; regulation of mitotic nuclear division. The record is from RefSeq and is a predicted model, not a curated record. Lineage: Eukaryota; Metazoa; Arthropoda; Insecta; Hemiptera; Aphididae.
UGUUGCUAUUAUUACUGUUAAUUUAUCACAGUUAUGUUCUAUUUUGUGUUUUGUUGAAGUGUAUGUAUUUAUGUUGAUAGUUAAUGUCGAUGACCUGUUUUUAGUUUAAUUAUGGCAUAUUGUGAAGAAGUAGAAUACAUGGAUAUAUCGUUAAAUUCGGAAAAAAAUGAAACAACAUCCUUUGGGAAAAAGUUUCAUAUUAAUCGCACUCCAACUCCUCUGAAACCGUCACGUCACUGGUGCAUGUCUACAGAACUUUUGCGUUCUCAAUACAAGACUAACAAUGUACGCAAAAAAAAAGUUUAUAAUCCUUUUGAUGAUAAUUUAAUGCAACGACUGGGUGAAACCACAAUCAGCCCUACGGUAUUCGCCAAUGUGAGAAGUCCAGGACAAGAAGUUGAGUUUGGAUGGAAUAUAGAUGAUGUAUCUAAAUUAAACCCAGUGCAUAUAGAAGAUGAAUGUAUAGUAGAUGAGGAUCAAGUUGAUGAUGAAACAGAAUCUAAGUUACAAGAGACUAUCAAUAAAUAUUUUUGUUCAACGCAUAAAGUUCCUAGCCCUUGGAAUAAUCAAGUUGUUGAUUGGGAAACUCAUAAAAAUUCAUCAUCUACACCCAUAUCAAAUAAACAAAUCCAGAAAUCUGUGUCUUAUAGUCGCGAAGUUUCUACACAAACAAAUUUAAGUUUUCCUUCCAUAUUACCUGAUCAUGUUGAAGAAAUACUAAAACCAUACUUCUUGAAUUCAACUAAAAAAUAUGAAGAAGAAAUAAGUCCUACAAAAGACAACUCAAAUUUACGCCGCAAAUUAUUUUUUAUGAAUGAUAACGAUGACCCAAUUUCUCCAGUAGGAAUACGCAGAAAUCUGUCAGUUAGCCCAUUAACAAAGAGUUUUAUUAAAACCAUUAAUUCAAAAGGACCAGUACUUGGAAAUCAUUUAGGCGUACAAGAACUACCUAAAGACUGUCAUAUUCCUAUUGAUGUAUCUCCAAUAAUAAAUAAAAACGAUAGGGAAAAUACUCCCCCCAACCAUAAAAACAAAGAUUUUAUUUUUUUGACUCCGGUAUCUACAAUGUCAAUGCCGAAACGUCGACGCACUGAAAAAAGUAGUUUAAUGAUGGAAAACAGCUCAGAUACUGGUUACCAAACUAUGACUAUGAGCAUUAAGGAAAUGUCUAGUAUGGUACCAUUUGGAAAUAGUUCCAAAAAUAUAAUGUUUACUGCAUCUACGCCCACAGAACGAUGAUUCUGAAUAAUGAUGGUAUACAUUUUUUUUUUAAUCGCUUUUUAACAUUAACUAUUGGUACAUUUUACAUUUUUGUAAUCAGGACAAACUUAAAGUCAAUCAUUAGAAUGAUUAAAUACUUAUCCUUUAUUAGUAUACGUAACUGUGAUGAUUUUAGUAUCCAUUUUAUGAAAACAAAAUUGUUAACCUGUCCUUUUUUUAUAAUUCAAACAAGUUUAUAAAAAAAAAUAAAAGCUAUUAUA